Metschnikowia bicuspidata var. bicuspidata NRRL YB-4993 is the source of this 1203-nucleotide messenger RNA. RefSeq names its product mRNA splicing protein. Bases 1 to 1203 code for a protein of 400 amino acids. The record is from RefSeq and is a predicted model, not a curated record. Gene Ontology annotation, cellular component: precatalytic spliceosome; Prp19 complex; catalytic step 2 spliceosome. Lineage: Eukaryota; Fungi; Ascomycota; Pichiomycetes; Serinales; Metschnikowiaceae. Gene Ontology annotation, biological process: mRNA splicing, via spliceosome. Gene Ontology annotation, molecular function: protein binding. The transcript has 2 exons.
AUGCCCGCACAAAACGACUUGCUCCCGCGCGACGACCUCAGCGAGGCCAUGUACGCUGGCGUCAAGCUCGACGCCCUCGUCCGCGCCGCCGCGCCGCGAAAAACCGCCGAUACCAGUGAAAGCGCUGAUCCCCGCCAACACACUGAUCCCCGCCAAAUCGCCGAUGCCAUCGAAACCACCGGUACCCGCCAAAUCGCCGAUGCCAGCCAAAGCGCCGAUCCCCGCCAGACCACCCAGCACAGCCGGCCCUCGCGCCCCUGGACGCUCCGCAGGGUGCUCGCCGGCGCGCACCAGGGCUGGGUGCGCAGCUUGGCCGUGGACCCCGUGUCCAACGCGUGGUUCGUAUCCGGCCUGGCGGACGCGCAGAUCAAGGUGUGGGACCUCGCGUCCGGCGCCGUGCGGGCGGCGCUCCCGGGCCACGUGUUGGGCGUGCGUGCGCUCGCCGUGUCGCGCCGCCACCCCUACUUGUUCUCCGGCUCCGAGGACAAGACGCUCCGCUGCUGGGACUUGGAGCGCUCGCACGCGCCCGCCGGCUGCCAGGUGCGCGACUACCACGGCCACGUGGGCUGCGUGUACGCGGUGGCGCUCCACCCGGAGUUGGACCUCGUGUUCAGCGCCGGCCGCGACCUGGCCGUCCGCGUGUGGGACAUGCGCUCGCGGGCGCCGGCCAUGGUGCUCGCGGGCCACCGCGGCGACGUCACCAGCUUGGCCGUGCAGACGGGCGACCCGCAGGUGUGCUCCGCGGCCAUGGACUCCACCGUUCGGCUCUGGGACCUCCGCCAGCAGCGGGCCCUCGUCACGUUGACCCACCACGCCAAGGGCGUGCGCCUGUUGCACAUGCACCCGCACGAGCGGACCAUGGUGUCUGCGGACGCCGCCGGCUGCGUGCGCCAGUGGCUCUUGCCGGGCGGCCGGCUCCUCCACCAGUUCGGGCACGUGGACGCGCACUCGCGCGACGCGGGCGGCAUCGUCAACACGCUCGCGGUGAACCCGGCGACGGACGAGUUGUUUGCGGGCUACCACGACGGGCGCAUGCAGUUCUUCGACUACGCGUCGGGCCGCGUGUUGCAGGACGGCCGGACCACGCCGUCCCCGGGCACGGCCUCGCCGGUGAUAUACACGUCUGCGUUCGACAUGCUGGGCUCGCGCUUGAUCACGGGCGAGAACGACAAGAGCAUCAAGAUCUGGGGGUGCGACCAGUGA